AUGGCUUUUUCAAGCAAUGAAGCCUAUUCCAAGUACCUUUACAAGGACCCCAAGAAUGAAAGGACAAAGUACUUCAAUGCUAUAUUGCCAGACAUCUACAAGCAUGCUCAUCCGUUCCUUCUGGGGGUUUCUCUAAAUACCUUUACACAGAAAUAGAGAAAAGGUUUCAGAGAAAGAAGCCAAUUGAAAAGGUCACUCAUAAUGUGGAUAUGCUUUUUGCCGAAAACAAUGAGGCUUCUUGCUUCAAAUUCUUGAGCAUGAACUCAUCAGUACUAAAACGUAAUAAUGCUGAAAUUGCACCCAAAGGUGUUGCCAAAUUAGAAGAAUUUAGUAUGUAAGCUGGAAAAAGAGGAAGAAGAAAUUAAGUCUAAUUUGGCAACACAUUUUGACAAGAAUAAACUGAAAGCUUGGGCUAUUGAACAGCAUCAGUACUCUACAGCGAUACUGGAGGAGGUUGAUCAACUGAGAGCAAAUGUUCAGGAAAAAUUAGAGAAGUUGCUCAGCGUGAAGAAGAGUUUUGAUCGGGUAUUCAAGGGCAUACCAUUAGUAAAUAAGAAAAGCGUCAAGUCUCGAAAACAGAAGGAAAAUAGAAAUAAGCAGGAGAAAAGAAAGAGAAAGCGUCUAAACAGAAUCCAAGAAGAAAUAAAAUGCAAGAUUGUUAAACUAGACUCGUCUAGUGAAAGCAAUCAGUCUGGUAUUAAUAUUUCAAAGUCAAUGCUUCAGUUGGAUGAACUAGACAAACUGAGGGCACACAGACACAAAGCUGGACUAGUAGCACUUGUAAAAAAUGGGAAUUGGGAUCCAGAUGCAAGGAAAUGUGUACUUGCAAAGAGUACUGAAUGGGAGUUAGAAGAAGGAUGCUCUAAAGAUGCCGAAGAACAAGAUGAUGAGCAAGAUGGAGGGGAAAGUAAUGAAGAAGAGUGA
This is a messenger RNA of Paramuricea clavata, 924 nucleotides long. NCBI's taxonomy places the organism in Eukaryota, Metazoa, Cnidaria, Anthozoa, Malacalcyonacea, Plexauridae. The record is from the annotation of a GenBank genome assembly.